This is a messenger RNA of Suillus clintonianus, 297 nucleotides long. RefSeq lists its product as uncharacterized. NCBI's taxonomy places the organism in Eukaryota, Fungi, Basidiomycota, Agaricomycetes, Boletales, Suillaceae. The coding region runs from base 1 to 297 and encodes 98 amino acids. The record is from RefSeq and is a predicted model, not a curated record. The transcript is spliced from 2 exons.
AUGUCUAAUUUCAAUAUACACCCACAGGUUUACCCUAUACCUACACCAUUGCCUUCGGUCCACUCUCGCAGCAAUGCUCUGCUCCCCAUAUCUCGCCUUCCAACCGAGAUUCUCGCGAUCGUCUUCGAAUACUUUGAAGAAGAGAAGCGUUUCGAUGAAUCUGCGGACAAUGAUGUCCCUGCUUGUCUAGCAGUCACACAUGUCUGCGGGUAUUUGGCGCAACGUCGCCCUCGAGUGCCCCGCUCUUUGGAGAUUCAUCCGUUCUUCGUCUCCUUAUUGGGCAGACAUCAUGCUUGA